This is a messenger RNA of Cucumis sativus (cucumber), 1203 nucleotides long. RefSeq names its product metal tolerance protein 10-like (gene MTP9). Gene Ontology annotation, molecular function: monoatomic cation transmembrane transporter activity. Gene Ontology annotation, biological process: transmembrane transport; monoatomic cation transport. The transcript has 6 exons. Gene Ontology annotation, cellular component: membrane. Bases 1 to 1203 code for a protein of 400 amino acids. Lineage: Eukaryota; Viridiplantae; Streptophyta; Magnoliopsida; Cucurbitales; Cucurbitaceae. The record is from RefSeq and is marked provisional.
AUGGCAGAUAAUCCUAGAACAGAUUCCUUCAGAACAGAGCUUCUGUCACCGGAGGGCGUGGCAGCUGGGACAGAUGGAACGGUGAGGAAGGUGCCCUCGUGGCGACUCAAUAUGGAUGAAUUUCGGUUGCCUACUACAAACAAGAGGUCUCAACAUGGCAUUGUUUAUUACUGGAAGUCAUGGAACAGGCAGAGAAAGGUUGCUAAGUAUUAUGAAAGGCAGGAAAGUCUUCUCAAAGGAUUUAAUGAAGUUGAUUCCUACAAUGAACUGGGUAUCCUGCCUGGAACUUUAACUGAGGAUGAAAAGAAGGAAGAAGCAAAUAGUGAGAGACAGGCAAUAUAUAUAUCAAACGUAGCAAACAUGUUGAUCUUCAUUGCAAAAGUUUACGCUUCGGUUGAGAGCAGAUCACUAGCAGUAAUAGCUUCAACACUAGAUUCCCUGUUGGAUCUUUUAUCAGGGUUCAUACUAUGGUUUACAGCUAAUGCUAUGAGAAAGCCAAAUCAGUAUCGUUAUCCUAUCGGCAAAAAUAGAAUGCAACCAGUGGGAAUUGUGGUGUUUGCAUCAGUCAUGGCAACUCUUGGAAUACAAAUAUUGCUUGAAUCAGCUCGAGAACUUAUUUCAGAGGUUCAACCAGAUAGAGAUCCAGAUAAAGUGAAAUGGAUGGUUGGAAUAAUGGCAGCUGUGACAGUAGUGAAAUUUUUCCUUACAAUAUACUGUCGUAGAUUCGCAAAUGAAAUCAUCAGAGCCUAUGCCCAAGAUCAUUUCUUUGAUGUAAUUACCAAUUCAAUUGGUCUUGCGACUGCCCUUUUGGCCAUCAAAUUCUACUGGUGGCUAGAUCCCCUUGGGGCUAUCCUAAUAGCAUUGUACACUAUCAGCAACUGGUCGAAGACGGUGAUGGAAAAUGUAUGGUCGCUAAUAGGGAGGACAGCCCCACCAGAUUACUUGGCCAAGCUAACAUAUCUAGUAUGGAAUCAUCACGAGGAAAUCAAACAUAUAGAUACAGUGAGAGCAUAUACCUUUGGAUGCAACUAUUUUGUGGAGGUGGACAUAGUGUUGCCUGGGGAAACGUCUCUAAGUCAAGCGCAUGACAUCGGGGAAACACUUCAAGACAAACUUGAACAGCUUGAUGAGGUGGAUCGAGCUUUUGUUCAUGUGGACUUUGAGUUCACUCAUAAGCCAGAGCACAAGCCUAAAGCUUCAUAG